AUCAUCUUUCAUGGCUAACACACAUGUAUCAUUCACAAAGUAUGGAUGGUCUUCAUGUCUUUGGAUUCUUGUCAUUGGAUUUCAGUACGGAUACCAUAUUUCAGCGCUCAACCAAAUACAGGCUGUCUUGACUUGCAAGAUCGCCAACCCAAGUCUCUUCCCGCCUUAUAAAUAUGUCCCGACUACAUGCAUUCCAAUGUCCGACUUCACCUUUUCCUUUGUCACUGCCAUUUUUACCGUCGGCGGGUUGGCCGGUAGCUUGGUAGCGAAUCUCAUCAUGGACCGCUGGGGCCGCAAGGGGGCAUCCAAGAUAUGUGCUGUACUGAUGGCGGGCGGUUCGGGUUUGUUCGGUAUCAGUGGAUCAGUCGUCUCUUUGCUUUUGGGACGGUUUUUGGUCGGCGUUGGAUCGGGAAUUGGACUCUGUGUUGGACCUAUAUUUCUAGCCGAAAUCGCUCCAGCUCAGAUUAGCGGCAGUGUUGGUGUCUUAACUCAACUUGGAAUUGUCCUUGGAAUUAUGGUCACACAGAUGGUGGGCAUUCGCUUCGCGACACCGACCGGAUGGCGCCUUGUUUUCCUCUUCUCCUGUUUAUUAUCUUUGCUGCAAAUCCUGACGAGCCCACUGAUGGUCGAGUCGCCAGCCUGGUUGCUCAAAAGGCGCCAUUUCGAUGAUUACCAUAAAGUUGUGUCGAAACUUUGGGGAAGAAAACCUCCUGUUGAGCUAGAGGAGUCUCUUCUCGAGGAAGCACAGCAAUCUGAUGAUAAUCAUAUUCCAAAUGUCAACGUUCCACAACUCUUCGCACUCAGAGAGCUUCGAAGGCCUCUUGCUAUUGUCAGUCUCGCAAUGUUGUCUCAGCAGAUAUCCGGAAUCAAUGCAGUCUUAUAUUAUAGUAAUAACAUCCUUGCAAAAUCCCUUCCCGAGUUUGGGCCCUAUGUUUCCCUAGGAAUCACUGUCGUAAAUGUGCUCAUGACCUUUCCUCCUAUCGUCCUCAUCGAGAGAAUGGGUAGGAAACCCCUGCUCACGAUAUCCAUAUUGGGGGCAUUGGCCUCCCUCACUUGCAUCGGUUUUGGCUUAAACAUAGGUUCUGUAUCCCUUUCAAGCGUGGCCAUCGUAACUUUUGUCAUGUCUUUUGCGAUUGGCCUUGGUCCCAUUCCCUUUGUGAUGAUUCCAGAUGUGUCACCCGCCCAUGCUGUCUCGGCUAUCUCGUCUGUUGCUCUUUCACUCAAUUGGAUUGCAAACUUUAUUGUAGGACUGGUUUUCCUUCCACUCCGUAACUUCCUUGCAGGGGGAGACAUGCUGAAGGAAGGCAGGAUUUUCUAUGUGUUUGUUAUCCUCCUCUUUUCCUCGACCUUCAUGCUAUCUAGGAUGUAUCGAGGCUAGUGUGCUGACCGUUUGUAACUUCUACAACUGCCGAUCUUUGUAAUAUAACAUGUUUAAAUUC
Messenger RNA from Laccaria bicolor S238N-H82, 1439 nucleotides. RefSeq lists its product as uncharacterized. Bases 11 to 1378 code for a protein of 455 amino acids. Gene Ontology annotation, biological process: monosaccharide transmembrane transport. NCBI's taxonomy places the organism in Eukaryota, Fungi, Basidiomycota, Agaricomycetes, Agaricales, Hydnangiaceae. Gene Ontology annotation, molecular function: hexose transmembrane transporter activity. Gene Ontology annotation, cellular component: membrane. The transcript is spliced from 11 exons. The record is from RefSeq and is a predicted model, not a curated record.